AUGGCGACAACUGACUUCAUACAAAAAACACUGGCGCCCCCUUCCGACUCCGGACCGCUCAGUGAUGAGAACAACAGCGCAAAGCUCGGUAAUUCACUCAGCAAUUUGAGCGACUUGGCUGGACAGGCGGCUGGAAAUGAACGCUCCCCACCCACAUCGACCGACUCGCCGAGACUGGCACAGACGGCGGACUUGGCGGCAUAUCCUAUGGAUCUAAGCUUUGAGAUUAUUCCAAACGCAACCGGAGAGGCCUUCGCUCGUCAACUAGCUACACAGAUCGUUCAAGUCCAACACGAAUAUGACCUCCGGGCCAGUGCAGGACUGUCUACUCCCAGAAUGGCUGGCGACUUUAUGAACCUGGUUUUCCCCGCAAGCCCUCAGACUGGAACCAUUGCCCCACCACAGUCUCCUCAAGUCAAUGGCACGUUGCCUCGAUAUUACCACCAACUUCAAGGGGUGCCGUACGAAGAAAUGUACACCAUCAAAGAUAGGCAACGCGUUUCGCAGGCUUGUGACCUUUGUCGGCGUCGUAAAGCCAAGUGUUCUGGAGGACGCCCUUGUAAGAGGUGCACUGAGCGAGAUCUCUCCUGUGAAUAUGCCGACGCACGAUCUCGUAGACGGGGCAAAACAAGAAAACGUGUCGACGACAAAGACCUAUCAGAAACGUCAUUGGAAGACCUCGCGUCCUCUGCGCUCCCUGUACAAGACCCUUCGGACAAUGCAUUUACCGAAGCUACUAGUCAAGGAUCGGUGGUUCGUACUAAACCUCGCAAGAAGAAGCCGGCACCCAUUCUGCCGUACACGUACAAACCCAUAUACCCCCAUAUCCUAUCUCCUGUUACUUCAGGCCUUCACGUGGUAGAUAGCAGCACCCAGGACCGUGGACAAGACUAUGCAGAUUACUGGCCGUUCGCGCAAUAUCCAAGAACAGCUUCUGAUGCUGCUUUUGAUUACUCUGGGCCUUCCACAGGCAUCUCACCUUCCCAGGCUUCCUUCGGUGCCUUGGCUCCAUCAACCAUGUCGGCAUUGUUCGACCAUGUUCCGUCUGCAGUAACGUCCGAUAUGAACUACAACUUUGCGUCUGCUCAGCCUAAUGGGUAUCACAACUCGUCUGGCGAACUUCAAGGCAGCGUUCUGGCGGGUUCCUCUGCCCCUAUUGACCCCCAGAGCCCUUGUUCCAACACCCAGGACGUAUUUUAUACGAUUGCUGCUCCUCGUCCUUCUCUACCCUUUCCAGCUCUAGGACUCAGGAUCGAUUCCCCGAGCAUUUUCUGUCCGUCCCCUGAUCUUGCGCAUUCGGCUACAACUACUGAAUCAUCAUCAAGUACGGGGUCACCUUUCAGCGUUUUGGGGAUGCUCCCUCCUGAUGUUGCGGAAGUUUCACUGGGUGAGGGAGUUCAUGUCGGGGAUAGGUACCUAGUUCAAGGAAUCGACUCUGCUACCGACGAGUCCUUUAUUAAGUUGCUAUCGAACUCCCCACUUUUUCCUUGA
Molecule: messenger RNA, 1491 nt
Organism: Pleurotus ostreatus (oyster mushroom)
Lineage: Eukaryota; Fungi; Basidiomycota; Agaricomycetes; Agaricales; Pleurotaceae
Exons: 2
Coding region: 1-1491 (496 amino acids)
Biological process (GO): regulation of DNA-templated transcription
Molecular function (GO): zinc ion binding; DNA-binding transcription factor activity, RNA polymerase II-specific
Source: RefSeq, a predicted model, not a curated record